AUGCUUCUGGGCAUCACGUGGGCUCCAUCCUACAUCUCAGGCGAGGGAUGGCUGUUUGUCCAGCCAUCCUACACACGGAGCCAGGGCAGCUCAAGGUCACGGGCAGCUGGGUGGCCACAAGAGCACACAUUCGAGAAAGUCAGGUCACUCCCACACCUCCAGACUGCAGCCUCCUGGGGUCCCAGUGUGCCCGAGCAGGUGCCCAGGCCCCUAGGCACCCUGUGGUCAAGAGCCUGGCUGACCCAACUCCCCAGGACGGCGCCAGGGCCCUGCGAGGCCAGGUGUGGGGCGAGUGUACGCAGGAGUGUCCGCUGGCCUGUGGGCACAGGCUCUCCCUUCGGAGACCUUCACCUGGCUCUCACCCAGGGUGCUGCCCCCGCAGGGACUGAGGCCCUUUUGGAGCUUCCAACUUCCUGCUUCUGCCUCCACCCUUCUCCGCUCCCCAGUUUGGGCCUGUCCUUCACGGGGCCCCGAACAGAAGUCCGACUCCCCUGCUCCCCCUUCUCACUCUGGAGGAUUGUUUGCACAGGGUCUGAAAGGGGAAACCGGCAGCUGUGGCGCCUCAGGGACUCAUCUGACGGUUCCCAAAGCCCCCACCUGCCCCAGGCUGCCCAGGGCCACUGUCACGAGAAGGGCCCCCACCCCUGUGCCCCUGGCGGAGGCUCGAGGCACAGAGAUUUUGCUCCAUGCUCGCUCCAGCCCUGCCCAGAUUCUCCAGCCCCUUGCCUGCCCCCGGGCCAGGCGUGCCGCCCUCCCAACCAGGAUGCGAACCUGUUGGACCGGCCUGGCUGGGAGGCAGUGCCAGCCCGCCACACCCGCGCGCUCCUUUGGGAGCUCUCUGAACACUGGUCCUGGGUGGCUGUCCCAGCCCAGGGCUCGUCUCAGGCCAGAGCACCACUCAGCGGGUGCAAAGGGGGCAAGGCGGCCAGGAGAGGCCAAGGCCGCCCCCACUGUGCCAGCCUGGUCUGCGGAAACUGCCCAGGGGCAGAGGCCCCGGCGGGGGUGGGCCCGGCUGGUCCCGAGGCAGAGAUGACGGGUGCCUCCUGCGAGUGCAGCCUGGGCCUCAGCCGCGAGGCCCUCAUCGCCCUGCUCGUGGUGCUGGCCGGCGUCAGCGCCAGCUGCUUCUGCGCCCUCGUCAUCGUGGUAAUUGGGGUCAUGCGAGCCAAGGGUGAAUCGAAAGCCUCCAAACGCAUGGACAGCAGAUUUGUGGGGCGCUACGGGGUCCAGGAGGACCACAUGGAUCUGCACGCCGUGCAUGUGGAGUCCCACGUCAUAGACCCCGAGCUGGAGACCACCACGAUGGCGCCCCUGGACGAGCAGGACCUCAUGGCCAUCCCCAUGGAGGUGCUGGCCCCGCUGGAGGUCCUCGAGAGACCCCAACCUCCUGCCCCACAGCCACCACCACCACCGCCACCGCCACCUCCGCCGCCGCCACCACUGCUGCCCCCACUGCCCCCACUGCCCCUACCAGAGGAGGAUUGAGGGUGGCAUCUUUGUGGGAAGAGAAUUAAACAGUAU
Messenger RNA from Choloepus didactylus (southern two-toed sloth), 1518 nucleotides. It is a transcript of the gene TMEM210, whose product is annotated as transmembrane protein 210. The transcript has 5 exons. Lineage: Eukaryota; Metazoa; Chordata; Mammalia; Pilosa; Megalonychidae. Bases 1 to 1482 code for a protein of 493 amino acids. The record is from RefSeq and is a predicted model, not a curated record.